This is a messenger RNA of Toxorhynchites rutilus septentrionalis, 11774 nucleotides long. RefSeq lists its product as uncharacterized. Gene Ontology annotation, cellular component: extracellular matrix. Gene Ontology annotation, molecular function: heparin binding; integrin binding. The record is from RefSeq and is a predicted model, not a curated record. The transcript has 10 exons. Bases 1752 to 2984 code for a protein of 410 amino acids. NCBI's taxonomy places the organism in Eukaryota, Metazoa, Arthropoda, Insecta, Diptera, Culicidae. Gene Ontology annotation, biological process: cell adhesion; signal transduction.
CGGCUGCUGUCGUCCGGAGGUUUUCUCGCUCGCUCGAGAAUUUCUUUUCCCAGUACCAGCUGAUUAUUGGAGAACAAACCGUAAAACGGCUGUGUGGAUUUGUAUAGUGUUUUGUUGGCGGGUUCAAGUCAACUGCCGCUGCCUAUGUUCCCGUGGACUAUGAUUAUUUGAUGGCCAUGAGUUGUUCGCUCGCGCUAGUGACUUGAGACCAGCGUUUUCAUAAAGCCAUCAUAUUCCGGUUGGUUCGGAUUAGGAGGCGACAGAAGUGAUGGAGCAGUGGGGGGUUAUGAAAAUAGAAGUAGAAUGAACAGUUUUUUUUCUCCCCUGCUUUCGUGAAAAUUGAGUGAAGUAUCGUUCCGAGCGCUUCGGUUCAGUUCGAGACCUUCCCGACUUGGUCAACCUCCGUCAUUUGUCGGUGUUUUCUGUUUUCUUGACUACUUCGAAAGACGACGGCAAACAGUGGGAAAGGAAAGGACUAUUGAUGUUUGAACCUUUUUCGCUAAAGUGGCUCCUAGUUGGAUUUGGAAGUUUUAGCAGAGCGGUUUGUAAAGAUUUCUAUAUUAGAUAUCCCGGAGUUCAACGGAGAAAAUUGAACACAAAGUGGGGGAGGCAACGUGGAACGGAAUAAUAUCGAAUUAACAAUCCUUGUAGCUGUGCAGUGUGUUUUGAAGUGUGUUCUUCGCUAGGUCCUAGUGAUUUCGGAGCCAACGCGAAAGUUUACCAGCGACGUUUCUCGUCAGUUUACUUAUGGUGUUUAUUCACAUAAAUUUUGAUUACGUACGGUUCCAAGUUGUUUAGUUUGCCCACUCGUUUUUUUUUUCGCUCCAACUUUUCCAUCGACUGUGGGAGUAAAAAGGCAAACGUAUGUGUAUGUAUGUGAAGUGAGUGCUUUCACCGGCGAUUUUUCCGCUCCACCACCAGAACGGAAAACUGGCGGUCGUUCGCGCCGCGCCCUUCGCUCGCUCUGUUGGCAAUCUCAUAAAAAUUGUAAUAACAAGAAAAUGAAGUUUACACGCCCGGACUGCCGCUACGAAACAUGAGAACAAUGAUAUCCCGCCCUGAUACGAUGUGGAAACAGAUGAUUAAUGUGUGUAUCAUUUAGCUUCGUCCCAUUCAAGAACCCUCGUUUGGGGUGUGCUGUGCGUAACCUGCGUUCAACGGAAAAGGAUACCGACCGCCGCGCUUGCUGCUUCACUGGUGCCGAUGUGGAUAAGGCUAAGCCCUGAAUACAAUCGCGAAACUCUUCGGAAAGAAACUCAGCUCCAAAGGACUAGAGUAUAAAAUUACCGAAAAUUGCAAACAAGUGUUCUGUAAUUAUAGCUGAGCUUCGUCGUUUUCUCCUCCAGAGCCCGUUCUCAGAUCUAAGUUUUCCAACACCGAGCGCGUGAGGGAACCGGAAGGGCAAAAAACUUCGCGCGACGGAACAAGAACAAUCGCCGUGUUAUAUGGCCCAAGGAAACGAAUCUCAUCUGCGCUCGUUCCGAUGGACAACUUGUUGAGAUCGGAUUAGAGUGAGUGAAGUUUUUCCGUAUUACGGAAAUAUAACCAGCCCGGAGCACCGGGAGGAAAAUACAUAUAAAUAAAGGAAGGAGUUUCCUCUAGAACAUUUCGUUUCCUACGUUUUCCGGUGGGGGAAGCGUUUUUUCUCUCCUUCGGUUGUACAUGAUUCAGUGCUGAAUCGAGACUGUAUAAACGGUCUGUCAUUGUGGAACAAAUCUCGGCUUUAAGAGCUGUCGACAAAAAGCAGCAACAUGUGGAUAUAUACACUCAUCAGCCUUGUUAUAAGCAGGAUAUUGGAUAUAACAGCGUUCUCCAUCAACACAGAUAAUCAGCUGUUUGGCCCACGCAUAGAUUUAGAUUACGGUAGUUGUACGGUAGAGAACACGACAUAUUUCCACGGCGAAACAUUCAAAUUGGAUUGCCGAACACAAUGCGUUUGUCAGAACGGAAGACACGCGUGUUCGACACUGUGCCCACAUGAGAACCUGCCGCCUCCCAACGAUACGGCGAUUUGCGUCGGCCCCAGGCUGGUUGAACUUCCGGACCAUUGCUGCCGGGUGUGGCUUUGCGAGCAACCGACAACCGAUGUGAAUGCAACCUGUUAUAACUCGUCCACGACGCUGUGGUCACCCUGCUCGCAAAACUGUGGCAUUGGAAUCUCAACCAGGAACAUAACCACAACCCCGGGAUGCCAGCGGCUCAGCACCGUGAGGCUGUGCGAGAACCACAAAUGCAGUCGACAGGACAAUAACUACUACAACAUUGCUAAUGAUUAUGGUGACGGAGCGACCGGUCCUCUUGGUGGCAGCAAAAAGCAGCAUCAACAGGGCUACCCGGUUGCUAAUAGUUUGCUGUUGUCCGGCGAGCCAGAACACCGUAGAAGGAAAGGACACGAAUGUCGGAGCAUUCAACGAACAUCCUCCUCUCGGUUGCGGCUGGGUCCAUGUGUGUCCCGGAAGCUCUAUCGGCCGAAAACCUGUGGCCACUGCCAGGAUCCCAAUAUGUGCUGUGUGCCUUCCAUUACUACUACUAUUAAGGUUGAACUUCUCUGCCCACUGAACGCGGGCGAUCCACUCGAGUUCAUCGAGCACGGUUACGACCUCUGGGAUAGUGCAUCAAUCGAUCCCCUGGACCAGGAGAUGCUGCAGUCCCGGCAGAUCAAAAUCGAGAACAAAUACAUCGACGUGCAGUGGGUGUUGAAAUGUGAAUGCGGACCAAAAAUCAGAAAUUGUCGCCCGCGGAAAACAACGGAUCCGGUGGGCGACGGCAGAGAGAGCGGCAGCGACGGAGUUGGCGAAACUAUCGAGGGCGGUUCAUUCGGAGACUUCCCGGCAGUAUCCACUGGCAACCCGCUCGCGAAUGCGGGUAUGCUGCAACCUCGCAAACACCAGAAUGCGCACCACCAUCAGCAUCAACAUCGUCAACGGAAAAACCACCAUCACAAUGAUGGCGGCGAGCUUUUAAAACGGGUUCAUCGAACAUAAUAAACUGAGCCAGAACUGCACUGGUGUAUUCUCCCGCCCGGCGCACCGGUAACCUAAUUGAAGCCUUGUGUGAUAUGGGCUCCCGGAGAAUGUUUGCGAUUGUUUAUCGGUAAAACGAAUGUGCGAGCGGAACGUUGUUCAAAAUGACAUCCAACGGGCGAGGGAAGCUCGAGCAAAUUUAACGUUAUUUGGACAUGAUAUACAAGCCAUGCUUUGAUUUCGAUGGUAAAGUUGGUGGGGGAGCAAAACAAAAACACAUCACUAAAGUGACUUACAUAUUUGGAUCCGUGUCUACGAUACGGUUAAACGCGAACGAUUGCACCAAGGCUGCACAAUGCACCCCUCGAAAACGAAAUAAAAAAGGGAAAUAGAAAUAGUUUCGGUCCGAAUCUGUUCGCAAGUGAUUGUACAUAUAGUAGAACUCUUUUGUACGAACCGGAAAUAAAAUCAAUGCGAGAAAAUAAUAUCUAAAAAGUGAUGAAGUGUUUCAGUAGGAAAUUAUUUACAGAUCAAAUUCGAAUGAAUGGUGGGGGCGAUUUUUGAUACCAUACACGCUAAGAAAGACACAGUCAAUACCACAACCACUAGAAUAACAAACAAAUAUGUAGAUUAAAAUUAAAGCUUGAAUGACAAAACAGGUAUCGCGGAAAUAUUCACCGAAUCGAACUGAGCCAGAGCUCAACCAAACCAAUAGCACAUGUGGAAUAUGGGAAACACAAUUUUAAAAUUUUACUCCACUAGCAAACAAAAAAAAAAUAGAACACACCACAUUUAUAACGGGUGCCAGCUCGGACGCUACAAGAACCCAUCAUAUCGUUUGGAAACCUCAAAGAAUAUAUAGGACACGUAGAAUUUUAGAAACUGCUAUAUAACUAUCAACCAGCAGCCUGCAAGUCAGCUGUAUUGAAUGGUUUCAAACUCACUCCGAUGCUACACUUCUCUCUUCCUCAUUUACCCUUUGGAAUGAUACGGGCAUGUCGAACACGUAACCCAGACGGAAAAUUGGAAUUAAAUUGACGGCUCAGUACAUGUGAAUGCAAUCAUCAUUCCUCAAGGUACGAGCACGCAUAGAGUAUGAUUGAAGUCUUGCCAUAAAAUGCCGGAUUCUGAAUUCAAAGUCAGAUAAGUUCCACUAAAACAUUCUUUUCAAAAGUUCGAAGACUGCUGUUCCUUCUCCAGCUUUCUUAUCACGUAAAUACUGCUAAUGUGUUCUAAUAUUAUUUGUUAUUUUGCUAUGGAAAAAAGUCUCCAAUCCAUCUAUUCUUAGUUUUGAGAAUACUCGUUUCAUUUCAUCCUAUUUCCAUUUUUUCAAACAGCCUGCAGCAACUGCGGAGCAUUCAGGGUAAAACCGACACCCUAAGAUUUUCCAUAUAUUUGCAAGACCUUUCAGGUUUCUUCAACUUCAAACCGCUACAGAACCUCUAUUAAACUUUUCAUUAACCUUUCAACAGUAUCUGUUGAUCAUUUAUUGAGUAGAACUCGAGAUUUGAUAGAAUACGAAAAUUGGCGUUUUUAGGUGAAAUAGAGAGAGUGCGGGUAAAAUCGACACCUCUAGAGAAACGAACUUGUUACAAUAAUUUAAAAUUACAAAUUAUUUAUUGAAAGGGUGCUUCAUGUUUUUUUUGCCAAUUCAACGGCCAGACGACGAAUAUCGGUGAUAAGGAUCCUAUAGAAACGAUUCCUGAGAUCGAUCAGGUGACGGUCAAACUCCUACUUCUGGCCCGGAGUAAUUAGUUUUGAUCUCAGCUUGGGUGAGCAUUCACCGGAGAUGUGACCGAUGAGUAAUAACAUGCCCUACUCAACAUUGAUUCUGGCUGGCGGUCCCGUAUCGUAUGUUGACCCAUAUCUCAUCCCCAGUCAUCAUUCGUUUAUGAAAUAUGUUGAUUCCGUUUGGCCAAGACUUCGCAGAUGGAAAUUCGGUCCAUCAUGUUUUUUUCGUGUUGAUUGGCGUGGCAUCGAGCUUUUUUUUGAAUCCUGCUUUGCGCAAAUGGUUUAAACCUGUUUUAUGGUCGAUGUUCUGCUCCCGGGCGAUGCUACGACCGUUAACAUGCCAGUAAACUUCGAUUAUGUGUGUGAUUUUAUCGACAUUUACUACCGAGCUAAUAAUGGAUUUCUUUCUCCCCAGCCUAAUAUUUAUUUAGUUCGAAAGUCACAAACUUCUCCCUACAUUGGUAUCAGUUUUCAUAUCUGUCUUUUCGACACGGACAGGGUAGAAUUCAGCAACUCGUAUAACUUUCGUUAAGCCUAGUUUAUACGGUGCGAGUAAGCAUACGAGUCGGUCUAGUCAGCAACUGCAGUGCAGAUACUCACACCGUGUAAACACAUCAUGCCAGUUAGUGUCAUGCAAGAUCCGGCGUGCGAGCUGCUUCAAAGUUUUUUUGAUUUUACUCGCACUCGCAUCCCUCAAAAUGUCAGAAACAUCAUUCAGCGUUCGGAUCAGGGAUGUCAAAUGUAAAGAAAUAUCUCAAUUUUGAAGAUAUUCAAAAUAUGCGAAGCUAUGAACAGACUUGAUAAUUGUUGGAAAAACAAAUAAAACCCUCAUAUUUUCUAAAUGAAAUUGUUGUUAUUUUGUUUUGCACGCUUUCUUUUUGGGAUAGUUUUUUUUAAUCUAUAAUAUAAAAUAAUUAUCAGACACAAUAUUAAUGCAAAAUUCACUCACCACUUGCAAAAAAAGUAUUGUUUCAAAGAGCAGAAUACAUAUUCGAUUUGAAAAAGUCCAUAAUGAAUGUAUUAUUUUAAUUUUUGACGUGUUUUUAUUACACCUGCAAAUCUACUACCAUUUUCAUUUCACAAAUUGGUACACGAAGCUGCUGUCAAGGUGAAAUAAAUUAAAUUUAAAAAAAUCUUUUAGACUGCCAUUUAUAGCAUCACAUACUUUCGGAAUUAUCUUACCUAUGGAUGCUUUCGAAAUUCUAAAAAAUAUCGACAGUAAUCUGAACGGUAUUCCAGAAGAAAGGUACAUCAAUGUCAUUUCUAAUUUCACUCUUGCAGGUAUAGCAUUCCUCAUGAGUGUAUUUUGGCGUAGUAUUUUUGGAGCAAUUAAAUCCAACAGUGUUCAGUUCUUGUUCAGGUGUUAUUCUCAGCACUGCUCUGUACUCUCGGGGAUCAUCAUCGUAGAGUUCCUUCAAUAUUGUAUGUGUUGCUCCCUUUUUGCAUCCAAUUACUGGCCUAAAUCAUUUUUUGACGUAGGACUACGUCUUAUAUUAAGGGUGCCAAAUCAGAAAACAGGUCACGUUUUUAUGAAAUUUUUUUUUUUAUUAAAUCGUUUAUUUUUGCAGGCUCAGUUGCACACAUUUAAAAGAGCCGAAUUCUUAAAUAUAUUUUUAAAAACUAUAUAUAAACAAUUUUUCUAACUCUAUGGUUAGUAAGGUGGUAAACCGAAUAUUCGCGGUUUACUCUAGUUUUAGAAGGGUCACAUGAAAUAAAGUUAACGUUCAACUGCUUUUGCUGCGAACGGAUUUUAACAAUUUGCAUACCAAUCGAAUCGCAAAUAUUCUAAAAUUUGUUUUAUAUGCUAUACAUUGCAAUCCCAUAGUCUGUAUAUGGUUCAAAUUAAUGAAAACAUUCGUUCUGUCCAUUUGUGUGCUUCUCCCGAACAGAGCUGUCUAUAACGGGCAACUUAUGCAGCCGCUGGAAUAGAAACAACGAAGGGGGAUAGCGAAAGGAGAAUAUUUGCGAAGUAAACUCCACCCUUGCAUAGUAGGUAAGCUGUCGACAGCGUAUAAGUUAGGGUGCCAAUGAAUGUAUGGGAAAAAAUCGACUCUAAAAUUUAAAAAAUCUACCCUAUACAAAAUGUUAACCACCUCGAAAAACACUCUAUGCAAAAUAUCUGCUCAAUCGUACUUGAGGGAGAGCGACGCGAAGCGGUCAAAGUUUGAGUUUUUUCUAAAAUCGAAAAAUCACCCAAGGGGGGAGUAAAGAAAUCGGGGUUUUCGAAAUUCGGAAUUCCCAUUUUUUCCAUUUUUCUAAAAUCCGCGUACACGGCCGCUUCCACACAGAAUGUACUAAAUGAUAAGUAAUCUCUCUUGCGAUACUGACACCAUCUAGCGAUGAGGCUAAGUACUUAUCGGAUCGCCCUCGUAUUUCGCGAUAAAUGUAAUGAUAAAUGUAAUGUGUAAUGAUGAAUUCAAUUGUAAACCUGUGACGAAAACUGCCAAUAGAGAAGUCGAUUUCGGAUUAAUCAUCUAACAAAUUCGAACCUGAUUGCUGUUUCUGACUAUUUUAAGGACAUUUGAAAAUCGCCUGGCAUCCCUGGCAUUUCUCGCCAGCAGCUCACACUGUGUGAACGGACAAGGCGAGUCACCCAAUUGUCAAGUGAGUUCACCGGGUCAGUAGCUGCUCACUGUCAAGUCACCUACUAGCAACGUAUAAAUGGGCCUUUAGGCAUAAAUGCCACAUCUCCCUUUCUCUUAAAAAUCUGAAUCACAGCCUUCAUUUACAUAAUUCGCCAAAAGCACGGACCGCUUAUAAGUGUGCUUCAGUUUGAAUGUCUCAACUGAUGAAUCUACUGAUGCUGCAGCUGCAGCACCGAAACACUCAUGUGACUCUUGAUGAUCACUAAACGAAAUUUAUAUCUCAGAUGAAAGGAGAACCUUUUUGGAAUGAGCAGAGCUUCGUUGAUAUACUGUCCAGUUUCUUCAUUCUGUACUGUUGCACGGGUCCAAAUUUCUCUAUAGCAGUAUACUCAGUAGAGGUAUAGGGGAAGUGGGGGCAUAGUGGUCACCCUAAAGAAUAUGCCCAGUUCCAGCGUCCACAUACCGAUUUAGUUCCCGUUUCUUGAAGAAUAUUAUAGGUCAACUCAUUGUUGUUCAAGAUAUCAAACGGCUUUUACUAUAAAAAUUCGAAAUAGUACACUUUUCAUCACUAGAAAAAAGAUGAAAAAUCGAACUUUUUUUUUGCUUGGAGGUAAAGUGGUCACCUAGUGGGGGCAAAGUGGUCACCCGCACAUAUCAAGCAAAAUGGGAUAGAUUUAUGCGUUUUUUUCGUCCAAAUUUGUUCAAAUCAUAUUUGAGAUAGUAGGUACAUGUAUGAAAUAAGCUUGGCCUUUUCACCUAGAGUCUCAAUUUAAAUUUUUUCUUGCAUACAAAAACCUAGGAAGAAACGCAUAAUGAGGCUUGGUUUAGUUGGAGUGGCAUCUUUAUCCAGGGUCAAAGCCAUAAAAGGAUCUUCUUCAAGAGCAGAAUGUGAUGAGGUAUAUCAGUUUUAGUAAAAAGAACAUUGUAAGUUUUUAUUCACCUAUGAUUCACCUUUGCCCCCAAACAUGAAAAUAAUUUCUAUGCUGAUUAAUUGCUGAGAUUAAACGAAAUAUCUGUUCACCUCCCCUAGAAUAUGUAAACAGUCGUCCACACUAAUGAUUUGUCCAACAUAUCAGAUUGAGUAAACUAAAUUUCACGAGAAAUUCCUUAGAUACCAUGCGAACAGAACUACGGCCGAAUGGCUAUCGAGAGAGUAAUUUCUGUUUUUAUUUGUAUUUUGACAUGCGAUAGCUCUACUGAAGUACAGGGUGACUCAAAAGUCAUAAAAUUCUUCAAACAUAAGGUGACUAUCAAUACGGCAUCUAUAGUCAAUAGUUAUACUACCAAACAAGCAGGUGACCACUUUACCCCCAAUGAUCAAUUUGCCCCCACUACCUUUGAGUAAAGAAUAGCUUAUUACCAGGAGUGACAUUUUGCAUCCCGUCGGAUUGUUAGAUUCUCGGCUGUUGUUUCCCCGUUCACCAGAAAAGUGCUGCUGGAUUCUAUCACGAUCAUGAAAAUCUUCACUGCAUGUAGCGAUCCGAUAUCCUUCUAAGAAGGUAUCUUCAUUCAGAUGUUUCUGCCUGUCAAAUGUUCGGUUGGUGUCUAGGUCGUUAGAGAGUGGGGCGCUGAAUAAUAGUCAUCCAAGUCAUUCCUCUAAUUCCUUUUCAGUUUCUUAAAGAGUGAGCGGUUCUACCGCCAUACCUCUUCGUUUUUCAGUGUCAAUAGGGUAUUGUAGAGAUGAGACAUAUUCCAUUUUCCUUACACAUCAUUUGCCAAAGAAUUCUUUGGCGUUAUCAGUUAUAGUUAUAGUUAUUGGAAGCGCCGAAAAAUAUUGCUAAGACUUUCAACUGUUUCUUCACUUUGUCAUAAUUUUGUCAUUUUUCUUAGCAAUUAAAGUAAUCUAUUACGAUCAAUAGAUACUCUCCAGAUGAUAGAGGACCAAGAAAGUGUAUUGCCACGUCGGUUCGCGGUUCUGUUGGUAAAGUUAUUCUCUGCAUUGGUUCAGAUUUCUGAGGUAAUUCGAUCAAACGAUACCCUUCACAGUUAGUUGUCCACUUUGAGAUCUCCCAGUGCAUUUCUGACCACCAAGCUCUUUAUCUUCAUUGUUGACCAACCAGGAUGCACUUUAUAGGCUAGCUGUUGGAAUCUUUUACGCAGACUAACCGGCAUCACCAUUUUGUUUUCUGGAACGACGAUUUCUUCAACUUUUUUCGCUGCACUAUGAUUAUUGUUUUAAUAUCUUGCUUAAACAAAGACUCUUUUUAAAUUGCCAAAUUAUUCCGUUUGUCUUUAUACCUGCAAUAAAAAGAGCUUACAAGGCUGGGGCAAAAACAUUGUCACCACCUUUUUUGGGACUAACGGGCAGUGGCAACUAUAGUGCAAUUCCUAUUGAAAUCGAACUAAAAAUGCCGAUUUUAAAAACUUGUAUUAUUGAUUCGAAAGAAAGUUUGCUUCCGGUUGCACAGAAUCCCGCCCAAAACAUGCACGAGCCUCCACCAAAAUUCCUGGUUGAAAAAAACUGUUCCUUCUUCCGUAAAUCACGCCAGUACCCGUUGAAACCAACAGGACCAUCCUAUUUUCAUCCUAUUUUGAACCUAUUUUCGUCAGUGAAGAUAACCUAUACAUUGAAGAACUUUUCGUUAUGGUGUAUAGAAAAAUAUAUUUUUUGGCACAUUCUUUGUCACAACCAGUGCCGAAAAUAUUCACGUUGACGGCAUUCAAAUACGGCGAAUUUCAGCCUGCUUUGUAUUGACAACCUACUGCUCAAGCGAGAGUCGAUAAAUAUGGAACAACACUAUCAAUGAACACCAGUGCAAUGAACAUCAACAUCAGCUUGCCAUAAAGUUCAUUUUUCAUUUGCAUAUUCAUUUUCGCCAUGAUAUUCGUAACGUCGAAAUUGAAUAUCAUUGCGUGUUAGUGAAAAUAAAAGCAUAAAAUUCUACGUCAACUAAUUGAGAGUGAAAUCGAUUAAUGGUAAAUGAUAGCCAUUUAUUAUACAAAAUUAUUGUUUUUGGCGACAUUGGCAAUGAAAUGUAUGGUAUAACUCUAGCUAUAUUUUAUGAAUCUACUCCCCAUUGGCAAGAAAUGGCGUACACCCCAAUUAUAUGGGCAAUGGGUGACAAUAACAGACGAGCGAAAAACGAACAUAAUCUUGUUUUGAUUUCCGGUUUAAUGAUACUGGCUAUAAAUGACUAGCAAUCAUAUAAAACCCCUACGAUAUGGGUAUUGGAUGGAAGGGCUUAAACAGCGGAAGUCGAAUAUCGUAUUCCGGUGGCUUCCGGUGCAUUGAAAACCCUAGGAGACCGAAAAUGGAGUUAGUGAAAUGGAGUCAGAUGAAGAAAGUGUUAGAAUCUAAGAUCGUGUUAGAGCGAAAUGGCGAUAGUAAAAGAUCAUAUAAAGCGAAAACGGAAACGGGAACGGACCGUACCCUUCACGGUAAAGAUCGCGAGUUCAAUUCUCACUCCCGACAUUCUUCCAAAACUGGAAGUGACAAGCCAGCCAAAAAGGUGUUGAAAGUCAUUAUAAUACAGUAUAAAAAAGAAACGGAAACGGAAACGGAACGCUUAACGCCGUUCAACGCUAGAUGUCGCUCAAUCGCUCAACACCGCACAACGGUCAACGCUCAACGAAAGCUAAUGUUGCCUUCUCCGGAUUCCUUUGUUUCUAAAUAUGGAAAUCAAACACAUUUUCAAUAGAAAUUCACUGCAAGCGAUGAGAAUCAACUUAACGUUCGUGAUAAUCACCUGAAAUUAUUGACAGUAAUGGAAGUGUCUGAAUGCAGGCUUUCCGAAAUUCGUUCAUGCUCUAUUCGUUCAAUAUACCAGACAAAGUUCACGCGUCUCGACUCUUGUGUUAUACUCAUUAUGACAGAUAUGGCGUUGAGUUUCAACAGAAGAAAAUUCAUCCGACACUGGGAAAAAGCUAAUGUCUUCAUUCGUGAACAGAUUUUGAUAAUUUGUGGCACUGGUCACAACAUACCAUGUCCCACUGUCGGUUCAUGUGAGCUUUGGCAAAACUCAGAUGCCUUCCGAUGUGAGAUGGUGUAAGAUGAGGAGCUUUAACUUUUUGAACCCUCUUUAUGUGAGGAUUUUUUACCAAAACUUGACGAAUUGUUUACCAAAACUUGACCAAAACCAACAUUGUUUACCAAAACAUGACGAAUGUCAAUAUUGCUUUAUUUGAAUAAGGGGUUUUGAAGUAUUCGAAGCUGUUCUAGCUAUUUCCCGCUUAUCCCGGUCAGAGAGCUUCGAUUUACGUGGAGCUCACUUCUUCUUACUGUAUCCUUGAGGAUUCGUCAAAUAAUUGAGCACCACUUGAUGGGAUCGUCCAAUCUGACGAGAAAUUUCUCUGAUACCAAUAUUUUCUUGGUGAAAUGCAUCGAUUUGUCUUUCUUCUCUCUCUGUGAGCACUUUUCCCUUCGGCAUUUUCCAAAUUUAUUGAUCAAAACAACUAAAACAACGGAAAAAUGUAACUGGUCUUAUAGAAACUUGACACUUGAAACAUUUGGUUUACGCUCAGCGCUUGCACACACACACACACACACACACACACA